UAUCGGUUCACAGUUUCCGUUUAAAUAACAACAGCUUACUGCGGUAGGCCUAGGCGUAAGCAGUUAGCUGCAUGUGAAAUAUGUCUGGAUCUGGAGAAGAUGCACCCUCACAGGUGAUUCCUGCAGAUUCCAAAGAAGAGAUAGAAUUAAUCAAACAAUGCAUGACAGAAGGAAUGCUAUUGAGGGGAGCACCUGUUGCGUUAGGAAUGUUUGCACUUCUUGAAAUACGGAAGCAAAGAGGGUUUAAUCGAAGACACUUCCUGGUAAAUGGAUUUAUUUCAGGAUUUGUUGGGUUAACAAUAGCCAGAUUUAGCAAGAUCGAAGAGUGCAAAAAACGAGUUUUGGAGCGAUUUCCUAAUGGCGGGGUUGCCAGAAUGGAGUCAUCAAUGAACAGUCGUGUUCGUCAAAAUCAAGUAGAAAGUAAUAAAGAUUCCUUAGAUUCUAGCCAGGACUCCUAUGAACAGAGGGACGACAGAUGGUCAGGUUCUAGCAACUACAAUACUUCAGACAGUGAACAAUAUCCUGAAAACGCGUCAAGCAAUAAACCCGACAAAGGAAUGACAUGGAGAGAGGCACGAGAGAAGUACAGAGCAGGGACGCUUCCAGGAAAAUCACAGCAAAAUGAAGAAUCAGGUUUUUUUACCGACACCGACAGUGCACCAAGGUCCAAAUCAGGUCAAAACAAGUAUGGAGACAGCUGGGACACCAGUAAUUGACCCAGGGGUCCUCCAUAGAGAAAUGGAGACAGAUGGGACACUAUAGUAUUAAAUUGACCCAGGGGUCCUCCAUAGAGAAAUGGAGACAGAUGGGACACUAGUAUUAAAUUGACCCAGGGGUUCUCCAUAGAGAAAGUGGAUGGUCUUUCCAAUUUAUUGUUACCCUUUAUGUGCUUGAUUAAAUGUAAAUUAUGAUAAAUAAACUCUACUUUGACUAAAUUGUUGAUUCAAUGUC
This is a messenger RNA of Pecten maximus, 951 nucleotides long. RefSeq lists its product as uncharacterized. The transcript is spliced from 8 exons. The record is from RefSeq and is a predicted model, not a curated record. Lineage: Eukaryota; Metazoa; Mollusca; Bivalvia; Pectinida; Pectinidae. The coding region runs from base 81 to 716 and encodes 211 amino acids.